Saprolegnia parasitica CBS 223.65 is the source of this 744-nucleotide messenger RNA. RefSeq lists its product as hypothetical. The coding region runs from base 1 to 744 and encodes 247 amino acids. The record is from RefSeq and is a predicted model, not a curated record. Gene Ontology annotation, biological process: mitochondrial respiratory chain complex IV assembly. Lineage: Eukaryota; Oomycota; Saprolegniomycetes; Saprolegniales; Saprolegniaceae. The transcript is spliced from 3 exons.
AUGCUGCGCCGCGCCUUCCUCCGCCCUGCCAGCCGCGCCGCCCGCGCCUUCGCCUCGACGGCAGGCCCCAAGCCCGACAUUACGACCAAGCUCCAGAACGUUGGGCCCGUGUCGUGGGCGAGCAUGGCCUUGGCCGGCGUCAUUGGCGGUGGCGUCUUGAUGUACUACAAGAACGAGAAGGACCGCUUGCAGACGCAAACGACGGGCAAGGUCACGACGGUCGGGAAGGCGCUUCUGGGUGGCCCGUGGACGCUCGUCGACUGCGCGUCGGGCACGUGCGUCACGGAUGCGUCGUUCCGCGGCAAGCACACGAUUCUGUACUUUGGCUUUACGCACUGCCCGGACAUUUGCCCGAACGAACUCGUGCGCCUUGGCGAAGGUACAAUUCCAGUCGCCGCCUGCAGUCCCCGACUCGACAUUGAACCGCUCUUCAUCACGGUCGACCCAGCCCGCGACACGGUCGCGCAAAUGGAAGCGUACAAGCAGGACUUCCACCCGAAGCUGCGCAUGCUCUGCGGGACGCCCGACAUGAUCAAGGACGUGACCAAGGCGUACCGCGUGUACUUUACCAAGGCUGAUGAAACCGAGGUCGACGACGACGCCGAGGAGGACGAGGAGUACCUCGUGGACCACUCGAUCGUCAUGUACCUCAUUGGGCCCGACGGCGAGUUCCUGGACUUUUUCACGCAGUCGGCGCGCGUCGAUGACAUUGUCAAGAAGAUCCGCACACUUGUCCAAAAGUAA